AUGGUCGCUUUCGGGCCUGAGACCAUGGUGAUCAACUAUUCAGAACGGUUUACAGUUACUGAAAUGACCGGCUUGUUUUCAUCUCCUCGUCCCAUAAAAGGAGUUCACGGCCAUGGGGAUUUGCGGAAAAAAGAAGUUGUAGGGGAAUAUACAAUCCCUUAUCAACUACAAACAGGGCUUACAAGAUAUGCACCAAUGGCGAAGAAGCCUGGGAGCACAAUUCCCGGAAAGUCGUCACCUGUCCCUCAGUUUCCCGCCAGCGCUUAUGAUAUUGCGACGACAUACCUUCCUGCGCCUAAAAUCCAGACUACAAUCUCUGCCUCUCGGACAUACUCUGUGGUCAGCGUUGAGAAUACUGCCUCCCCGGCGCCACAUCCCCAUGAUAUUCAUAUGAAGAGGUUCUUAGAAAGAUGGAAAGACUAA
Messenger RNA from Aspergillus tanneri, 423 nucleotides. Its product is annotated as putative beta-1,6-glucan biosynthesis protein (Knh1). Gene Ontology annotation, cellular component: extracellular region. The record is from RefSeq and is a predicted model, not a curated record. The coding region runs from base 1 to 423 and encodes 140 amino acids. Gene Ontology annotation, biological process: cell wall biogenesis; fungal-type cell wall organization; (1->6)-beta-D-glucan biosynthetic process. The transcript has 2 exons. NCBI's taxonomy places the organism in Eukaryota, Fungi, Ascomycota, Eurotiomycetes, Eurotiales, Aspergillaceae.